Molecule: messenger RNA, 2713 nt
Organism: Aspergillus nidulans FGSC A4
Lineage: Eukaryota; Fungi; Ascomycota; Eurotiomycetes; Eurotiales; Aspergillaceae
Product: 6-phosphofructo-1-kinase
Exons: 3
Coding region: 326-2713 (795 amino acids)
Biological process (GO): vacuolar acidification; regulation of intracellular pH; glycolytic process
Cellular component (GO): cytoplasm; mitochondrial outer membrane; 6-phosphofructokinase complex
Molecular function (GO): proton-transporting ATPase activity, rotational mechanism; ATP binding; 6-phosphofructokinase activity
Source: RefSeq, a predicted model, not a curated record
CCGGGCUGACCUCAGGACUGAGAGCAAUUGACAUCAAUGCCAUUUGAUUUUUUGAUUGACUACAGCGCUAACAAGAUCAUUGAGCAGUAAUUCGUGUGUGCUUAUCAUCAGCUUCAAGCUGGUCUGUGACGUACCUUACCCGCAGCCCGCUUUUUCUCACCGGAACCCCCACCACGCACCACAUCGUCUCCCAUCAACUCACUCUUUCGUCACUGCUUCUUCUCUCCCAUUUAUCCAAUCUGUUGCUGCCCUGCAUCGUUCUAGCUCAAUCGACUGAGCUGCCACUCUUCGUCCUGGAGAUCGAUUUGUCGCAGUCACCGUCGUGAUGGCCCCAACAGUCGCAACUCAACCUCCCCCUCCCAAGCGGCGCCGCAUUGGUGUCCUCACCUCUGGAGGAGAUGCCCCCGGUAUGAACGGUGCAGUACGAGCGGUGGUCCGCAUGGCCAUUCACUCCGACUGCGAAGCUUACGCCGUUUACGAGGGAUACGAAGGUCUGGUGGAAGGCGGGGACAUGAUCCGACAGCUACACUGGGAAGAUGUUCGUGGAUGGCUCUCCCAGGGGGGUACAUUGAUCGGAUCCGCUCGCUGCAUGUCUUUUCGUGAGAGAUCUGGCCGUCUCCGCGCCGCUAAAAACAUGGUCCUGCGCGGAAUCGACGCAUUGGUUGUCUGCGGUGGUGACGGUAGUUUGACUGGUGCCGAUGUUUUCCGCUCUGAAUGGCCUGGUUUAUUGGACGAGCUGGUGAAGAAUGGAGAAUUGACGGCAGAGCAGGUCGAGCCGUACAGAGUCUUGAACAUUGUCGGUCUCGUGGGCUCAAUUGACAACGACAUGUCCGGUACGGAUGCCACUAUUGGCUGCUACUCCUCGUUGACUCGGAUCUGCGAUGCUGUUGAUGACGUCUUCGACACUGCGUUCUCCCACCAGCGAGGCUUCGUUAUCGAAGUUAUGGGCCGGCAUUGCGGUUGGCUUGCUCUGAUGGCUGCCAUUAGCACAGGCGCCGACUGGCUUUUCAUUCCUGAGAUGCCCCCUAAGGAUGGCUGGGAGGAUAUCAUGUGCGCGAACAUCACAAAGAACCGUCGGGAACGUGGCAAGCGCAGAACCAUUGUCAUCGUCGCCGAAGGAGCGCAAGAUCGAAACCUCAACAAGAUCACAAGUGAUCGCGUUAAAGAUAUUCUCACCGAGCGCCUCGGACUUGACACUCGUACAACAAUUCUCGGACACACCCAAAGAGGAGGAGCCGCCUGCGCCUACGAUCGAUCGCUAUCGACCCUGCAAGGUGUUGAGGCCGUUCGUGCUGUUUUGGACAUGACGCCGGACUCUCCUUCCCCAGUGAUCACGAUCCGCGAGAACAAGAUCAUGCGCACCCCGUUGAUGGACGCUGUCAAGGCCACGCAGGAGGUUACAGCUCACAUCAAAAACAGAGAAUUUGAGAAGGCGAUGUUGUUGCGCGACUCAGAAUUCAAAGAGUACCACUUUGCUUAUCUGAAAACUGCCACACCUGAUCACCCCAAACUCUCCUUGACCCAAGAAAAGAGAAUGCGCAUUGCCAUUGUCCACGUCGGUGCCCCGGCUGGAGGCAUGAACCAAGCUACACGAGCUGCCGUGACAUACUGUCUCACCCGUGGCCACACUCCGAUUGCCAUCCACAACGGUUUCCCCGGCUUGAUCCGCCACCACGCAGAUCAACCCAUCAGCUCAGUGCGCGAAGUCAAAUGGCAAGAAACAGACGCGUGGGUAAACGAGGGUGGUUCCGACAUCGGCACAAACCGCGGUCUCCCGUCUGAAGACUACGACGAGGUUGCCAGGUGCUUCAAAGAGCACAAGUUCGACGCCUUAUUUGUCGUUGGUGGCUUUGAAGCCUUCACGGCAGUGAGCCAGCUCCGCCAAGCUCGCGACAAAUACGACGCCUUCAAGAUCCCCAUGGUUGUCCUGCCCGCCACAAUCUCCAACAACGUCCCGGGCACUGAGUACUCCCUCGGCAGCGACACCUGCCUCAACGCCCUGAUCGACUUCUGCGACGCAAUUCGCCAGUCAGCCUCCUCCUCCCGUCGCCGCGUCUUCGUCAUCGAAACCCAGGGCGGUAAAUCAGGCUACAUCGCUACAACAGCAGGGUUGGCCGUCGGCGCAGUCGCCGUAUACAUCCCUGAAGAAGGAAUCGACAUCAAGAUGCUCGCCCGAGACAUCGAUUUUCUCCGCGAGAACUUUGCCCGCGACAAGGGUGCCAACCGCGCCGGAAAGAUCAUCAUGCGCAAUGAGACUGCCUCAUCCACAUACACCACACAGGUCAUUGCUGAUAUGAUCAAGGAGGAAGCAAAGGGCCGCUUCGAGUCCCGUGCCGCAGUUCCCGGCCACUUCCAGCAGGGAGGCAAGCCCUCGCCCAUGGACCGCAUUCGCGCGCUGCGCAUGGCAAUCAAGUGUAUGAUGCACCUGGAGGGCUACGCGGGUAAAUCAAAAGACGAAAUCGCGAACGAUGAGAUGUCUGCAACCGUCAUUGGCAUCAAGGGCUCCCAAGUCCUCUUCUCCGUCAUGGGUGGUGAACAUGGACUCGAGAAGGUCGAGACGGACUGGGCGAGACGGCGUCCCAAGGCCGAAUUCUGGUUGCAGUUGCAGGAUACAGUUAACAUCUUGUCGGGACGGGCGGGGGCCAAAGCAAUGUGGACCGGUUAUGAGGAUGAGAGCCGGACGCGACCUUCGAGUCCGGCACACUUGUCAUGA